Messenger RNA from Gorilla gorilla gorilla (western lowland gorilla), 462 nucleotides. RefSeq names its product translation machinery-associated protein 7-like. The transcript has a single exon. The coding region runs from base 177 to 383 and encodes 68 amino acids. The record is from RefSeq and is a predicted model, not a curated record. Lineage: Eukaryota; Metazoa; Chordata; Mammalia; Primates; Hominidae.
AAAUAGCAGUAGAUAUGCAAAUAUGGAAGAAGGGUAGCCAGGUAUAAGACAACUAUAAAAAUCCCAAGGAGAAAUGGUAACAAGAACCAUUUCUUAGAAUAAUAGCUAAUAGAGGUAAUGGCAGUAGAGGUGGUGAAAAGGGGCAGAAGAAAAAAAGAAGAGAGAAGAAAUCAGGGAUGACAGUAGGCGCCAUGUCCAGCCGCAAAGGUGGCAAGAAGCCCCUGAAACAGCCCAAGAAGGAGGCCAAGGAGAUGGAUGAGGAAGAGAAGGCUUUCAAGCAGAAACAAAAAGAGGAGCAAAAGAAACUCGAGGAGCUAAAAGCGAAGGCCGCGGGGAAGGGGCCCCUGGCCACAGGUGAAAUUAAGAAAUCUGGCAAAAAGUAAGCUGUUCCUUGUGCCUGAGGAGAUGAUGACCCUUUAUUUCAUCCGUAUUUAAACAUCUGUAUUCCCUGCCAUAACAUCU